Letharia lupina is the source of this 1479-nucleotide messenger RNA. RefSeq lists its product as uncharacterized. The coding region runs from base 1 to 1479 and encodes 492 amino acids. Gene Ontology annotation, cellular component: AP-1 adaptor complex; nucleus. The transcript is spliced from 5 exons. The record is from RefSeq and is a predicted model, not a curated record. Gene Ontology annotation, biological process: vesicle-mediated transport; negative regulation of transcription by RNA polymerase III. NCBI's taxonomy places the organism in Eukaryota, Fungi, Ascomycota, Lecanoromycetes, Lecanorales, Parmeliaceae. Gene Ontology annotation, molecular function: clathrin-cargo adaptor activity; RNA polymerase III core binding.
AUGGCCAUCAACUACCUCAUCCUCCUAUCCCGGCAAGGUAAAGUGCGCCUCGCAAAAUGGUUCACCACACUUUCUCCCAAAGACAAAGCCAAAAUCAUCAAAGAUGUCUCCCAACUCGUGUUAUCACGGAGAACACGUAUGUGCAACUUCCUCGAAUAUAAAGACACCAAAGUCGUCUACCGUCGCUACGCUUCUCUUUUCUUCAUCGCCGGCUGCUCAUCGACCGACAAUGAACUCAUCACCCUCGAGAUAGUCCACCGGUAUGUGGAGCAGAUGGACAAAUACUACGGCAAUGUCUGCGAGCUGGACAUCAUUUUCAAUUUCCAAAAGGCAUACUUCAUACUGGAUGAGUUGUUGCUAGCCGGGGAGAUGCAGGAGAGUAGUAAGAAGAAUGUGCUGAGGUGCAUCAGUCAACAGGACAGUCUGGAGGAUAUGGAGUACCUCCCACUCCGCGAUAUUGACGACGUCACGAAUGCUCUCAACUUCGAUACGGCUGACUGCCAUGUCAUCGGCGGCUGCGAUCUCUACACCACAAAGGCUGCAGGGGCAGACAAGAAGCUCUACAAGAACAUCGAACACUCGCUAGAGUCGCAGUAUGCCUCACUUCUGAGCUUUUCGGCUGGUCUAUCAGCGCACCAGGCUACCGCGGCUGGCCAAGCCCUCAAUUUGUCUAGAGCAAGUCCUUUCGGACCCCUCAGCCAAAUCUCCAGUCGCCGAACCUUUGCCUAUCUGAUCGCAACGCUAAACGCCAGUCAUCCAGACUACGACUUCUCCCAUCUCCUCCGUCCCUCCGACUUUCGGCGCGAGAAGAAUAUCAGGAAGGUAAUGAACACCCUCGAUACCACCCUUUAUAAUCUGCGCCCAAAGUUCUCGAGCGCGCUUGUUGAUGAAAAGCCACACUGGUCAAACACAGUACCAACGACCGUCCCUCAGACCCCCCACGGAAGUGAGAAAUGGAAUCCUCGGAUGUGGAGUCUGAUCGACAAAGAAAUGACCCUCAAGGAAUGCAGCAUGUACUGCUACGCGCCGGAAGAAGAUCCUUACGAUGGCGAAGAGGGCUCACUGUGGAGCUUCAAUUACUUCUUCUUCAACAAGGCAAAGAAAAGGGUCUGCUACAUCUACCUCCGUGGCCUGAGCAUCAUCGGCAACAGUCCUCCCCAAAAGACGCCAAUCAAACCGAAGAGACCGGCAAGCGGGACUUGGAGUUUGGACGAAGAGACAAGCAAGAAGAGAGCAAAAUAUUGGCUUGGAGAUCGAGCUCGAGAGGCCGAGUGGAACAAUGAGGAAGACGAAGACGUCAGUGGUCAAUGGGAUGAGGAGAACAUUGAAGAGGCUGACAUCCUGGAUGAUGGGGAUGAGCCCACGUUGGUGCCCUCGGAUACUGACACAGGGAGUGAGAGUCCGUGCAAAGGAAGAGGACGAAGUGGGAGUUCUGUCCGGGGCGUUAGCGAAGAAGUUGCGGCAACCAUUGAGGUUUGA